Molecule: messenger RNA, 177 nt
Organism: Pediculus humanus corporis (human body louse)
Lineage: Eukaryota; Metazoa; Arthropoda; Insecta; Psocodea; Pediculidae
Exons: 2
Coding region: 1-177 (58 amino acids)
Source: RefSeq, a predicted model, not a curated record
AUGUUCUGUCAUGUCGUUGUUCUAUGUUCAAACAGUGAAUCAAGUAGUGUGUUUUCUCUUAUGUAUUUAUUUAUGCGCACGCCGACAGUCGUGGAAUCAGCGGAACGUCGCGUGGGACGCUAUCGGAUUUUAUCAGAGUCAGAAUUACCAAGUUCUGGACAUUUAUUUCCAUCGUGA